This is a messenger RNA of Oncorhynchus keta (chum salmon), 1507 nucleotides long. RefSeq names its product procathepsin L-like. Gene Ontology annotation, cellular component: lysosome. Bases 180 to 1196 code for a protein of 338 amino acids. The record is from RefSeq and is a predicted model, not a curated record. The transcript has 8 exons. Gene Ontology annotation, molecular function: cysteine-type endopeptidase activity. Gene Ontology annotation, biological process: immune response. Lineage: Eukaryota; Metazoa; Chordata; Actinopteri; Salmoniformes; Salmonidae.
AUACCCUCCUGUGUGACACACGGUCCCCAUUCAACCAAUCACAGGCCCCUCCUACUGUAUACAAAAAAAAACCGUCUGUAUAAAGUGAGGUGUCUACACUAUUUAUUUAUUGAUCGACACGCGACAGCAGGGACCUUCACACUUUUACUGCAAAUUGACAAUACAUUAACUGUUUGGCCAUGACAGCACUGUACUUGGCAGUGUUGGUGCUCUGUGUGAGUGCUGUGUGUGCGGCUCCUAGGUUUGACUCUCAGUUGGAGGACCAUUGGCACCUGUGGAAAAACUGGCACAGCAAGAACUACCAUGCGAGCGAGGAGGGCUGGAGGAGGAUGGUUUGGGAGAAAAACCUGAAGAAGAUUGAGAUUCACAACCUCGAACACACCAUGGGAAAACACUCCCACCGUCUGGGCAUGAACCACUUUGGUGACAUGACCAAUGAAGAGUUCAGGCAGACGAUGAACGGCUACAAGCAGACUACUGAGAGGAAGUUCAAGGGCUCUCUGUUCAUGGAACCCAACUACCUGCAGGCACCUAAAGCUGUUGACUGGAGGGAGAAGGGCUACGUCACUCCCGUCAAGGACCAGGGAUCAUGUGGGUCUUGCUGGGCGUUUAGCACCACCGGGGCCAUGGAGGGCCAGCAGUUCAGGAAGACUGGCAAGCUGGUGUCUCUGAGUGAACAGAACCUGGUGGACUGCUCCAGACCGGAGGGCAACGAGGGCUGUAAUGGUGGGCUCAUGGACCAGGCCUUCCAGUACAUCCAGGACAACGCUGGCCUGGACACAGAGGAGUCCUACCCCUACGUCGGCACUGAUGAGGACCCUUGCCACUACAAGCCAGAGUUCAGUGCUGCCAACGAGACUGGCUUUGUGGACAUCCCCAGUGGCAAGGAGCAUGCUAUGAUGAAGGCUGUGGCUGCAGUCGGUCCGGUCUCUGUUGCCAUCGAUGCCGGCCACGAGUCCUUUCAGUUCUAUGAGUCUGGGAUCUACUAUGAGAAGGAGUGCAGCAGUGAGGAGUUGGACCAUGGUGUUCUAGUGGUGGGAUAUGGUUUUGAAGGAGAGGAUGUGGAUGGCAAGAAAUACUGGAUUGUCAAGAACAGCUGGAGUGAGAAAUGGGGAGACAAAGGCUAUAUCUACAUGGCCAAAGACAGGAAGAACCACUGUGGUAUCGCCACGGCAUCCAGCUACCCACUGGUCUAGUGUUUUAGAACCUGGAUGUGUUCUAGACUUUUUAUGUUUGAAAAAUGUUCAUAAAGGGCAAAGAUGACUACAGUGCUGCCUUAUUAAGUCUGUGAAAGGCACUAGUGAAUCCUGCUGCAUGGGUUUUAAAGACCGUUUUAGGGAAUCUAUGAAAUUCUACCUAGUUUGUUUUUAUACUUGAUUUGAUAUAUAGUUGAGUCAAGUAAAUGUUACAGGUGUGACCUCUGUGUACAUUCCUAGUUUACUGCUUUUACACCUGUUCUGUAAAAAUGUUGUACAUAUGAGCAAAAUAAACCUCUUUCUAAAAUGGA